Aspergillus nomiae NRRL 13137 is the source of this 452-nucleotide messenger RNA. RefSeq lists its product as uncharacterized. NCBI's taxonomy places the organism in Eukaryota, Fungi, Ascomycota, Eurotiomycetes, Eurotiales, Aspergillaceae. The annotation marks the transcript as partial. The record is from RefSeq and is a predicted model, not a curated record. The transcript is spliced from 2 exons.
UGCCAGGAAGACGCUGUCCGGAGUGUGAGAAAUGUGGAACGGAGACCUGGGUUAUCCCUGGAAAGAACUGCCAUGUCUGCGGCACUCCUGUUGGCUGACGAUGUCCGACCACUCGAAGACAUCAAUCAAUCUUGGGGGACCUAGGCACCUCUUUCUCCAGGGGAAAAAAGGAGGACAAAAACGCCGUCCACUUCAAAAUGACCCUUGAAAACCCUCAAAUCGUCCUUUCUUUUCGUUGUUCCUUGGAGGGGCGGAACAAAUCGUGGGAUGGUCAGGGACGACAGCGGCGACAAACACCAAGUACUCCUCAGACAGGAGCCCUUAAUCUGGGAUCGGCCACAAAGCUGGGGAAGAUCUGGAGACAGGAAUUGUACGAUAGUAUGGGAUAUCCGCAUAAACGUAAUGCAAUUAUAGAAGAGCGCUUUUUUUUUUUGGCUCAAUUGAUGAAUUAU